AUGAGGCUUUGGCCUGCCCUCCGGUACACCUUGGUGGCCCUCGUCUUGAGCCCCGUAGUCUCCUGCUACGGCGCACAAGUCGCGUGGUCCUCCAACACAACGACAACCUCAAAGACACUGAUCACCGCGCUCAGCGACGACCCGGACUAUGAGUCACUGUUGAAGCUCAUCAUGCGGGCACGUCUCGUCCCGACUCUCAAUCGUCUCAACGGAAGCACGUUAUUUGCACCGACAAAUGACGCCAUUAAGAAACAUAAAGGAUGGCGCUCUAUAUUGCGAGACGACGCUACCGACCUCAAGGACAAUGUGCAGGAGCAGCUUCGACAACAGCUGUGGUAUCACUUGCUCAAUUAUUCAAUAACUGAUCUUCCAAACAACGAACCCAACCCACAAGUGCACAAGACGCUUCACUUUCCCCACACACUCGUAGACCCACCUUCGAAAGAACCACCUCCGUAUCCCCCUUGGAUGCCGAUACCAGGGGGCACCCUGGGCGGCGAACCACAACGACUCCGGGUAGCAGCCCGGGAAGGGCGCGCUUUCGUCGGGGUUGAUGCAUUUGGCACCGGAGGGGCAGAGAUAACCAAGGGAAAAGUAGAUGCUGGCAACGGGGUCUUGCUUGGUAUAGCGGACGUAUUAGAACCGCCGUCUGAUCUCGCACAUGUUGUCUCGCAGCACGCUUCUGUCUCCUACUUUCACAAAGUCCUCACGCCUGAAAUCAUCCACCUGCUAAACACCACUUCUGAACUUACUCUGUUCCUGCCUGUCGACAAGGCUUGGGACGUGUUGGACGACUACGAACGUAUUUACCUAGAAAGCCAGUUCGCGACGGAUGAUCUCAAGCUGAUAUUAAACGAGCACGCUGUAGUACAAAAGCACAUCGCCUGGUCAGAAUCUUUCGAACCUGCUCUAAAUCUCACCACCCUCAGCGGCUCUCAGCUCGAGGUCGUCGUUUCUCCAGACAAGACAAUGGUAUCAUCAGCACAACUUAUUCAGCCAGAUAUUUAUGCCUCCAAUGGUGUUCUUCACCUCGUGGACUCGUUGCUCAUACCUCCAGGCACGCUCAAAGUGACACCGGAGAAGUCGUUACUAGCCCUCAACUGCACCACCUUCGUUUCCCUCAUCCAUUCCGUCAAUUUGACCCACUUGAUCAACUCGACGGAUUCCAAAUACACGGUACUGGCCCUCAGUGACGAUACUAUCUCCUUGUUAGGUGACGAGGACCUACCAGAAAGAGGCUCGGAGGAUUUGAAGAAGCUGCUUCAAUAUCAUUUCAUUCCUGGGAAGUGGACACAGAAGAAGCUGAAGGCAGGAAUGCUCUUGGAGACAAGUUUGGAAGAGAAAGCGUUAGAUGGGGGCAGACAAGUUAUGGAAGUGCAGAUUAGUGGAAGUGACAAAGGCAAGGCCUUAGUGGACCCAUCCAUCAGCUUCGGCGGCGCGGGGGUCAGUGCCGAACACGAUGCCAACAGUACCUACAUUUACUUUGUUUCUCGGCCGAUUCCCCCUCCGACGGAUGCCCUUGCUACUGCAUUCACCUUCCUCGAUUUAUCUACCUUUUUGUCGGCUAUCUUCUCUACUUCCCUAGCCGAGGUACUGAAGACGACACCAAGAACCACCCUCCUCAUUCCCGAUAACUCUGCCUUCAAGCGCCUGGGGAUGCUAGUCAGUGCCUACUUCCUCCUCCCUUCGGCCAAGGCAGAUCUAGAGAAAGUUAUUUUGCAUCAUACCCUAGACGGCGUAGAAUACGCCGAAUCUCUACACAACGGAUCACAGCGCACAUUUGCCUCUCUCGAGGGCAGUGACAUUACUCUCCAACGCCACGCAAUCAACGACUCGAUGUUGAUCACUGCCAGUGGUGGUUGGACGGGCAUGCGUUCCGAAUUGGUCACUAAGAACAUCCUCACGCAAUCCGGAGUUAUACACGAACUCACAGACAUUCUUAUUCCUCGGUCCGUUGACUUGACUAUUGGGAAGUUACUCAAGGCAGCCAAGGUCACGACAAUGACCACUCUCGUCAACAAAGCGGGGCUGGACUGGGUCUUGAACGGCACCGCCCCUCCAGAGGAUUCCCCGUGGGCUGACUUGGGCGCUGUUGGUUGGACAUUCCUUUGUCCAACGGAUGACGCAUUCAAAGGUCACAAUGUCACCGAGCUGACGAAGGACGAAGAUCUUCUUCGAAGCGUUGUCGCCCAACAUCUCAUUCCCAUGCCGAGUAAACAACGCUUCGAUGCCCACGAUGACCUAAAUAACAAUCGACCAUUGGUCAUGGACGACUCCGUGACAUAUUCUACGUUGCAAUCGCCCAAUGCUGCCUACGGAGAUGUCGUCUUCAGACAGCAAGAAGAUGGGGCAUACGUCGUCGGUAUCAAAGGUGCACGCGGUACAGAAGGUCGCGACGAUUACGGUCGCGUGCUUGCAUGGGGCCGGUCAACUAUUGGAAGUGGUACCGGCGGCGUGAUUUUGAUCGACUCGCUCAUUGAACCAUAUCAACCUUCAUGGUGGUUUGAGAUUGGCGCACCCGUUGGUGUGGGUGUCUUCGGCGUCGGGCUUAUCUGCUUGUUCUUCUUCGGGGUUCGCGCUGUAUGGAGAAGAGAUACAACAGAAGCUACCUAUGAGCCUAGCAGCGAGGCACCAGCGGCGGAAGAGUUCAGUGGAAACGCGACAACAGAGUCUGUCAAGGCUUUUAUCGCGGGUGGUUUUGGCGGUGUCUCUGCCGUUCUCGUUGGUCAUCCGUUCGACUUGACAAAGACUCGGCUGCAAACGGCAGCGCCUGGGGCAUACACUGGUGCCGUUGAUGUUGUGAAGCAGAUUCUGGCGCGGGAUGGCGUCCGAGGGAUGUACCGGGGGAUGGUGCCUCCAUUGCUAGGAGUUACACCAAUCUUCGCACUGUCGUUUUGGGCGUAUGAUGCAUCAAAGAAACUCAUACUAUCAGCUACACCUAAUCGCAAGAGCGACGUUUUGUCGACAGGGGAGCUUGCAGCAGCCGGAUUCAUGUCAGCCGUGCCAACGACAUUAGUUACUGCUCCUGUCGAGCGGGCCAAGGUUCUACUCCAGAUCCAAGGACAAGGAGGAUCGGGGCGCCAGUAUACCGGCGUGUUGGACGUUAUGAAGCAUUUAUAUAAAGAAGGCGGGAUGCGGAGUAUCUUCCGUGGUUCAUUUGCCACGCUAGCUAGGGAUGGGCCAGGCAGUGCUGCCUAUUUCGCGGCCUACGAAGUAACCAAGAAGGCCUUGACGCCAGCAGGUGCGACACCGGCUGACCUGAACCUCGGCGCCAUCAUAUUUGCUGGUGGAACUGCAGGUGUAGCCAUGUGGGCCAUCGCCAUACCCCCUGAUGUGCUGAAAUCCCGCCUUCAAUCCGCCCCUACGGGUACCUACUCGGGUUUCAUGGAUUGUGCACGCAAGACGAUCGCUCAGGACGGCGUUGCCGCGUUGUGGAAAGGCUUUGGCCCUGCCAUGGGCAGAGCAUUCCCAGCCAAUGCAGCUACUUUCCUUGGCGUGGAGGCAUCUCGGAAGCUCCUGGAUUCGCUAUUCUAA
This is a messenger RNA of Pleurotus ostreatus (oyster mushroom), 3534 nucleotides long. RefSeq lists its product as uncharacterized. Gene Ontology annotation, molecular function: O-acyl-L-carnitine transmembrane transporter activity. The coding region runs from base 1 to 3534 and encodes 1177 amino acids. Gene Ontology annotation, biological process: mitochondrial transport; carnitine transmembrane transport. The record is from RefSeq and is a predicted model, not a curated record. NCBI's taxonomy places the organism in Eukaryota, Fungi, Basidiomycota, Agaricomycetes, Agaricales, Pleurotaceae. The transcript is spliced from 11 exons. Gene Ontology annotation, cellular component: mitochondrial envelope.